CAUCUGUUUGACACUAAUAAAAAUUCGAUCGAGUCAAACAAAAUGUUUGAGCAAUGGUUUCUUUUUGGCCAAAUAUUUGGCCCUGUGUACAGCGAUCUUAUGUAUUUGGUUUCGGGUGUUUUACAGUUGUAUUACUAACACAUAAUCACUGCUCUGAUAUUUAGUUGUAUUGAUCGGGUACUUCACUGUGUGAUACAAUAUGAUGUAAAACCGCAUGACAGUACCUGUACAUGGAACAUUAUUAAGAAUAACUUCACGGCAGGAGAAACGAGAAAGAAUAUUUGCACUGUGACAGUUACUAUACCGAUCUGCAGGGGAAGGGAGAAAACCAAUAACAUUAAAUAUGUAUUCUGUUGGAAGAUGAAGAUUUUUCACGCAAGCAUAACGUAAAUGUCAAGCAUAACUUUCGUAAAUAAGAGCAUUCAUUAACUUAUCCAUUAACAAUGGACAGUAAUCGCAAGUUUUCCAAACAAAUUCAGCGAUGAUAUAGUGGAGUGCGGAAGAAACAGCAACUAGAACAAGUAUCGCUUCAGCCGUGUGUUGUUGCAUGUCAUGUUGAACGCAUAAAAUUGCAAAAAUGGAUUUCAUAGACAACCUACUAAAUCAUAUGUCGUCAAAGUUCAAUCAAGAAAGUGCAUUACCAAAACAAGCAGAAAUAUCAAUGGACGAAACGUUCAAAUGGCGAGCACUGAAAAAUAAUCAAUUUGCCAGCCGGUCGAAGAAUGGUCGCUCGAAAGUGAAAACAAAGGACAAAGACAAGCACCAAACCCCCAAUAGCUCCGAGUUGAGCCCGUCUUCAGAUGAAAAUAACAAAAGUGAUAGUUCCCCGGAUCCCCUAGCAGCAGAAGUGAGUGAAAGCACAGAGAUCGAAAUUGAAAUCGCGAACGAUAUAAGUGGAGAAGAAAUUCAAGAAGCACUUGCAUCUACUCAAGGAACCAUUUCGGUGUUGGUUGAAGAAACCAAUAAUCACAUUGAAGAGGAAUGUUUUGAAGAAGGUGACAAGAUAAUAAGCCUUACAACCAAUGAAGUGGAUAUAUGUGAGACUGAUACGUGUACUUUGAACAUUGCAAUUGAAAACGAUGAAAAUUCUGCGACAAUGAUCCAUAUUGAACAUGAUAAGGAACCUGUGCAAGGAGACAUUUAUCAUGCGGAGAAACAGGUAGAAGAAUCUAUUAUUGCAAGAGUAGAAUGCGAGCUAAUCCCUACAACUACGACACCACAGUUAUUGCCAGAGAGCAGCAAUAUAUUCAUUCACAUGUCAUCAACUUUCAAUGCCACAUGUUUAACCUUAGAUUCUGCCAUCGACAAAAUAAAUAAUUCGCAAUCAGUAGAGUUGCAAAACUUAUCCACUGUUGAGCCUGAUGUUCCUUCCAUGGAUGACCGAGAAACGUCUGAAAAUAAGGACAUGACAGAUGAAGUUGAAAAGGAUUACUCAGAUACGUCAGCGGGAAGUGUAAGGAGAUCGAAGCGGUUGAAACCUGAUGAAAUGAAGGACUUAGAGUUAAAGGACAUGGAAAAUAUAGCAGUAUCCCAAACACUGACUUCAGAAACAUUACCUUCAACAUCCGCUGAGCCAGUUAAAGAAACCAGUAAUGAAACUCCCAAUGAUGAAAAUGUUUCCAAACAAAUUGAACGGACUGAUAACAUCGUUAGAACAUUAAGAAAUAAAUCAAUCGAAGUCACGCCAAACCAUAUUUCUAAACACAGUGUAAAGAAAAGAAACAAUUAUGGAAUAAAAGCGAAAAAAAAUCGCCCUACACAUGAAACUAAUGUUGACGAUAGAACACGAACUAUUUCUUCGGCAGUAAGCACGCUCACUAGAAGUAAAUCUACUGUACAAAAUAAACCAAAGCACAAAAAACCACCAGAACCUAGAAGUAAUUACCCUACAAGACAACGGAGUCGUGACGUAGACAUUAAAACAAAUCGAAGGCGUUCAUCCCGCUUUGGGUCAAACACUAAGAAACCUGCCAAUGACUUGGAUAAAAGAAGUGAAGAUCAAAAAACUAAACAUUCUCAUGAAUCUCAGCGAGAAACUGCCAAGAGUAAAACCCUUAAGGACCACUCGCCGAAACAACGGACAGCUCGACUUUCUAGGGACGGAAGCGAUGGUAUACUAGCUUCAGCAAUUGCUCGAAGAGAAAAGAGUGACUCUUCAGGUAUUCAAGGGAGACUAUCACGUCCUAUAAAGCUAUCAGCUAAAAUACUGGCAAACGAUGAACUGCGAUACGGGUUUGAACUGCAAAACAGUGCUAGGCUCAAUCUGAACGCAGAAGUCAAAGAUUCUUCGGAUGCAGCAGUGAUACUUAAGCUUGAUCCACCUGUAACUGUACCAGAGAAAAUUGAUUCCAUAUUAGGAAAGCCAGAAACCAAUCAGGAAAGUACAACGGUUUGCAAACCUGAUGCGAUUAUCGUAAAUCAAACCCCCAUAUCACCCACGCGAAAUGUACAGAAGAAAUGUCGUGAUCCGUUAGACUUUCUCGAUGAAGUAAAACGAGAAAGUUUUGGAAGCAAUCAAUCACCCGAAUGCAAUUAUAAGCUUAACAAGGUGCAACAACGAAAAUUGCUAAAACUCAAAGAAAAGCAUAUGCUCAUGCUUGGUCUGCAGAGAACUAUCAAAAAAGCACCGGCAACUUCUAGUUUAAGUGAGAAGCCUAGUGAACCGAUACCCAAAGCUACAAAUGAUAACUCAGAAAAAGAAGCAUUUACAAGUCCCGCAAUGACCUUAUCCGACCAAAGUUUCAUCUUGAUCGAUAGUCCACCACGUGAAGAUCAGGCGCAAGUUCAAACGGAACAGCCUGCAUGUCGUGCACCUCCUUCGCCUCCUGUCCAGCUACCCAACAAACUGGUAUGCCUUUGUCAAAACAAUUCUCGCUAUUUCACCACCAAAACACUAAGCCGUAUGUAUUGUACCGCCGUUGACGACAUUGAUGGGCAGUUCAUCGGAUGCAACAACGAGUUGAUUGGAAGUUUGCAGAAUUUGCUACGACCAAGUAACAGCGCUAGCUAUCAGCUGUUGUGCACUCUACACCAGCGAAGGCUACACAAUCAUGGAUGCUGCGCUACUUGUGGCAUUUUUUGUACACAGGGAAGUUUCGUCAUUUGCACCAACAAGCAUCUAUUUCAUCGUGACUGUGCGGAAAAGUUCAUCAUCAACACCAAAGAAAAAUCUAGUCCAAUAAUUCCGAAGUUGGUAUUGAAGUGCCCUCAUUGCAGUUUAGAAAGCAUCAUCCAAGAAUACGAGAUUCGAUUGCAGAGAAGUCCUAUCGUUGAAAUUGUUACUUCACGAUACUUAGAUACCACCGUCAUGUAGGAAGAAUCUGUCGAGGAAGAAUCCCCGCAAAUGUCAUUCUGAUGUUUCUGUUCAUUGAAGCAGAUAGGUAUAAAUUCACAUCACCCGGGCGAAAGCUAAGAAUAAAUCGAACAAAACUGCAACAGCAAAGGAAAUCAUCACGUGUUGAAAAGUAGUAGUAUAUUUCAGCAUCGUAAUUUAUAUCUAUAGAAAAUAUAUCAAAGAUCUUAAUAAAACUGAAAACGGUUCACAUACUGAAAAA
Aedes albopictus (Asian tiger mosquito) is the source of this 3554-nucleotide messenger RNA. RefSeq lists its product as uncharacterized. The transcript has 3 exons. The record is from RefSeq and is a predicted model, not a curated record. The coding region runs from base 578 to 3313 and encodes 911 amino acids. NCBI's taxonomy places the organism in Eukaryota, Metazoa, Arthropoda, Insecta, Diptera, Culicidae. Gene Ontology annotation, molecular function: protein-lysine N-methyltransferase activity; p53 binding; zinc ion binding.